AUGUGUUGGACGGUGGCAGGAGAACCACACCACCAGUGCAGUGCCGCCAUCCCGCCCCACUCCCGAGGAGGAGACCCAGCAGGCCACCGUUCCCCGUCACUCCGAGGAGGAGACACCACCACCCAGCAGGCAGGCCGCCGUCCCCGUCAACUACGAGGAGGAAGCGAGGAGCGAGCACACCACCGCAGAGCAGGCCGCCUCCCCGUCACCGAGAAGGAAGACGAGGAGAGCCACCACCACCCAGCAGCAGCCGCCGUUUCCGUCACUCCGGGGCGAGACCCAGCAGCGCCGUUCCCGUUCACUCCCGAGGGAGAGACCCCAUCAGCCCGCCGUCCCAUCACUCCGAGGAGACAGACCAGCAGAGUCCGCCGUUUCCCGUCACUCCCGAGAGGACAGCAGGUCGCGUCCCCCGUCACUCCGAGGAGGAACGAGGAGAGACGCACCACCCGCAGUAGGCCGCCGGUCCCGUCACUCCGAGGAGGAGACCAAGGCAAGCCGUCGUUCCGUCACUCCCGAGAGAGGAGACCACCACCACCAGCAGCAGGCGCCGUCCCCGUCCGACUCCCGAGAGACCCACAUGCCAGCCGUUUCCGUCACUCCAGGAGGACCCAGCAGCCGCCGUCCCCGUCACUCCGAGGAGGAGACCACACCACCCAGCAAGCAGACUGCUUCCCAUCACUCCCGAGGAGGAAGACCCAGGCAGGCCGCCGUCCCGUCACUCCGAGGAGGAGACCCAGCAGGUCGCGUCGCCCGUCAUCCGAGGAGGACGAGGAGGAGACCACCAGCAGCAGGCCGCCGUCCCCGUCACUCCCGAGGAGAGACCCAGCAAACCGUCGUUCCCGUCACUCCCGAGGAGGAGACCACCACCACCAGCGCAGGCCGCCCGUCCCGACGAGGAGGAGACCACCACCACCCAGCAGCAGGCCGCCGUCCCGUCACUCCGAGGAGGACGAGGAGGAGACCACCACCACCCAGCAGCAGGCCGCCGUCCCGUCAUCCGAGGAGGACGAGGAGGAGACCACCACCACCAGCAGAGGCCGCCGUUCCCGUCACUCCCGAGCAGGACGAGGAGGAGACCACCACCACCAGCAGCAGGGCCCGUCCCGUCCACUUCCCGAGGAGACCCAGCAGGCCGCCGUUCCCGUCACUUCCGAGGAGGAGACCCAGCAAGUCCGUCCCCGUCACUCCCGAAGAGAGAACAUCACACCCAGCAGAGCCGCCGUCCUCGGCACUCCCGAGGAGAGACGAGGGGAGUCCACCACCACCCAGCAAGAGGCCGCCGUCCUCGUCACUCCUGAGGAGGAGACCCAGCAGGUCGCCGUCCCCGUCACUCCCGAGGAGGAGACCACCACCACCCAGCAGCAGGCCCCGCGUCCCCGUCACUCCAAGGAGGAACCAGCAAGCGCCGUCCCCUUCACUCCCGAGGAAAAGACCCACCACCACCAGCAGAGACCCAGCAGGCCGCCGUCCCGUCACUCCGAGGAAAAGCCACCCCCGUUGCAUCAAGCCGCCGUCCCCGUCACUCCCGAGGAAAAGACCACCACCACCCAGCAACAGGCCGCCGUUCCCGUCACUCCCGAGGAGGAGACCCAGCAGGCCGCCGUCCCCGUCACUCCAAGGAGGAGACCACACCACCCUAGCAUCAAGGCCGCGUCCCCGUCACUCCCGAGGAGGAGACCCAGCAGGCCGCCGUCCCGUCAUCCCAAGAGGAGACCACCACCACUAGCUUCAAGGCGCCGUCCCGUCCCUCCCGAGGAGGAGACCCAGCAGGCCGCCGUCCCGAGACCAGCAGGCGCCGUUCCCGUCACUCCCAAGGAGGCCACACCACACCUAGCAAAGCCGCUGUCCCGUCACUCCCGAGGAGGACCCAGCAGGGCCCGUCCCGUCACUUCCGAGGAAAGACACCACACUAGCAAUUCAAGCCGCCGUCCCUGUAGAACUCCCGAAGAGGAGACACACCACCAGCAACAGCUGCCGUCCCCCGUUACUCCUGAGAGACGAGGAAGGAGACCACCCCACCAGCAGCAGGCGCCGUCCCGUCACUCCCGAGGAGGCCAGCAGGCCGCCGUUUCCGCACUCGCCGAGGAGGAGACCCAGCAGGUCGCCAUCCCCGUCACCCGGGAGGAGACCCAGCAGGCGCCCGUCCCCGUCACUCCCGAGGAGGAGGACACCACACCAGCAGCAGCCGCCGUCCCGUCACUUCCCGAGGAGGAGAUCACAGGCCGCGUUCCCGUCACUCCCGAGGAGGAGACCCAGCGGUCGCCUCCCGUCACUCCCGAGGAGGGGGACGAGGAGGAGACCACCACCCAACCGCAGCAGGCCGCCCUUCCCGCCACUUCCGAGGGAGGACCCACCACCAGCCAGCAGCAGGCCGCCCGAUCCGUCAUCCCGAGGACGGCGAGAGACCACCACCACCCAGCAGCAGGCCGCCGUCCCCGUCACUCCGAGGAGGAGGACGAGGAGAGACACCCCACCCAGCGUCCCCGUCCACUCCCGAGGAGACCCAGCAGUCCGUUCUUUCCCGUCACUCCCAGGAGACCCAGCAAGCUGUCGGUUCCCGUCACUCCGAGAGGGAGACCACCACCACCCAGCAGUAGGCGCCGUCCCCGUCAUUCCCGAGGAGACCCAGCAGGCGCCAACCCGUCCUCCGAGGAGGAGACCAGCAAGCCGUCGUUCCGUCACUCACGAGAGGAGACCACCCCCACAGGCGCAGGGCCGCCGUCCCCGUCAACUCCCGAGGAGACCCAGCAGGCGCUCCGUUUCCCGUCACUCCCGAGGAGGAGACCCAGCAAGCUGCCCGUUCCCGGUCACUCCGAGGAGGAGACCACCACCACCAGAGCAGGUCUGCCGUUUCCAUCACUCCCGAGGAGGAGACCAAAGCAGGCCGUCGUCCCCGUCGACUUCCGAGCAGAGACCCAGGCAGGUCGCCGUCCCUCGCUUCCGAGAGGACAGGAGGACAGACCACCCAGCAAGCAGGCGCCGUCCCCGUCACUCCCGAGGAGGAGACCAGCGAAAGCCGUCGUUCCCGUCACUCCCGAGGAGCGAGGACCACCAUCACCCACACGCAGGCCGCCUUCCCCCGUCACUCCCAAGAGGACGAGGAGGAGACACCACCACCCAGUCGAGUCCGCCCAGUCCCGUCACUCCGAGAGAGGACGAGGAGGAGACAACCACACCGCAGCAGGCCGCCCCUCCCGUCAUCUCCGAGCGAGACGAGGAGGAGACACCACACCAGCAGCCAGGCGCCUGUCCCCGUCACAUCCCGAGGAGACGAGGAGGGAGACCACCACCACCCAGCAGCAGCCGCGUCCCCGUCAUCCGAGUGAGAACAGCAGGCCCCGUUCCGUCACUCCCGAGGAGGAGACCCAGCAAUCGCCGUCCGUCACUUCCCGAGAGGGAGAUCAUCACACCAGCAGCAGGCCGCGUCCUCGGCACUCCCGGAGGAGGAGGACGAGGGGGAGUCCACCACCACCCAGCAAGAGCCGCCGGUCCUCGUCACUCCUGAGGAGGAGACCCAGCAGUCGCCGUCCCGUCACUCCCGAGGAGGAGACCACACCACCCACAGCAGUCCGCCGUCCCAUCACUCCCAAGGAGGAGACCCAGCAAGCCGCCGAUCCCGUCACUCCCGAAGGAAAAGACCUUACCAUCCACCACAGCAGCAGCCGCGUUCCCGUUCACUUCCAGAGGAGGAACCAGCAGCGCCCGUCCCCGUUACUCCCGAGGAAAAACACCACCACCUAA
Messenger RNA from Penaeus vannamei (Pacific white shrimp), 3741 nucleotides. The record is from RefSeq and is a predicted model, not a curated record. NCBI's taxonomy places the organism in Eukaryota, Metazoa, Arthropoda, Malacostraca, Decapoda, Penaeidae.